CUUUAAUGUCUUUGCACCUUCCUCUCUUCUUCAUAUUUCUUUCUAACUUUCCAAUACACAAACAUCACUUCAAUACACCUGACAUUCUUCUCAAACCCCUUCUCUCUUUUCCUUUUUUUUUUGUUCAAAAUUAGAUUAGUAUAGCCAUAGAUAUAGCUUCAACAAGCUGUUUUCAAGAAAAUCAUAAUUUGCUAAAUGGGGAUAUUUGAAGAUAUGGGGUUCUCUGGAAAUUUUGAGUUUCUAUCUGAUCCUAUGGGAUGUGGAGGAGAUGUGGCUCAAGAAGUUGAGGAUAAGCCGGUUGGGUUGGAGGAGGAGGACUAUAGUGAUGAGGAGAUGGAUGUGGAUGAACUAGAGAGGAGGAUGUGGAGGGAUCGAAUGCUUUUGAGGCGUCUCAAAGAGAAGAACAAGAAUAAAGAGGUGGGGGAUGGUGUGAAGCAGCGUCAGUCGCAGGAGCAGGCUCGUAGAAAGAAGAUGUCGCGUGCACAAGAUGGUAUACUGAAGUACAUGCUGAAAAUGAUGGAAGUUUGUAAUGCUCAGGGUUUUGUUUAUGGAAUUAUCCCUGAGAAAGGGAAGCCUGUGACUGGUGCUUCGGACAAUCUUCGUGCUUGGUGGAAGGAAAAGGUCAGAUUUGAUCGAAAUGGCCCUGCUGCCAUCGCUAAGUAUCAGGCUGAUAAUCAGAUUCCCGGGAGGGUUGAGGAAUCGAGUGUGAUAGUUUCCACUCCCCACACUUUACAGGAGCUGCAGGAUACAACUCUAGGAUCCCUUUUGUCUGCUUUGAUGCAGCACUGUGAUCCUCCACAGAGGCGUUUUCCGUUGGAGAAGGGGGUAUCUCCUCCUUGGUGGCCCUCUGGUAAAGAGGACUGGUGGGGUCAGUUGGGUCUGCCAAAUGAUCAAGUUCAACCUCCAUACAAGAAGCCUCAUGAUCUGAAGAAGGCCUGGAAGGUUGGUGUUCUGACGGCGGUAAUCAAACACAUCUCUCCUGACAUUGCUAAGAUUCGCAAGCUUGUUCGUCAGUCAAAGUGCUUGCAGGAUAAGAUGACAGCUAAGGAGAGUGCAACUUGGCUUGCUAUUAUCAAUCAAGAAGAGGCUUUGGCUCGUACGCUGUAUCCUGAUAGCUACCCACAGGGAUCUUUAGCUGUUGGUAAUGGUUCCUUUUUCAUCAGCGAUGCUAGCGAUUACGAUGUGGAAGGAGUGGAUGACGAGAGAAACAAUGAAGUGGAAUGUAAACCCCAUGACAUCAAUCUCCGAACUGGAAUCAUGUUACCUAAAGAUAGGAUCUUGAUGCCAGGUUUAGCUCCAGUGAAAGGAGAAAUUAUCGAUUUAACUUCUGAUUUUAUCCAAAAGAGGAAGCAACCAUGUUUUGAGGAGUCUGUUGAUCAAAAGAUAUAUACUUGUGAGUACCUUCACUGCCCAUACAGCAAUUAUCAAGCUGGAUUCCUUGACAGGACUUCAAGAAAUAACCACCAAAUGAGUUGUCCAUUCCGGUUCAAUUCUGCUCAAACACAUAGUACACCUAAGUAUCAGAUCAACUAUGAGCACAACACAGUUUUUCCUGCACAAACUGCUCCUUCUAAGCCAGCGGUCUCAUCAGUCACUGCUUCCUCUUCGAUGAGUGCCUCUGGGCUUGGACUUCCUGAAGAUGACCAGAGGAUUAUUUCUGACCUCAUAACAUCAUACGACAACAACUUUCAGCAAAAUGGUAGCAUCUGUUCCGGAAUUUCUGAGAUUCUAGUAAAUCAAAACCUGCAGCAGCAACAAACAGUUGAACGUCCUAUGGAUGGCAACUUCAACCUGGGACAUAUGGAGACCUCAGCUCAAGAAACCAGCAUGCCUGCUUAUCGUUCAACAGAGUUUCAAUAUGAUCAAUGCAAAAUGCCCUUUGACGCCCCCUUCGGUGGAAACAUAAAUGAUAUUACUGACUACAGAUUUGGUUCCCCGUUCAACUUGGGAGGAAGCGACUACGCCAUGGAACAGCUGACAAAGCAGGAUAUAUCUACAUGGUACCUCUGAACUAGUACUAGUAUUAAACUGUCUUAUUUCCUACAUGAAGGCUUGAUAGGUUGUAUAUGUUUAGAUAAGUGAUCAACUUUCUGUCCUUUAUAUAUAUACAGGUAUUGUAGUUUCUUUGUGAUUUAGUUGAUGUUUUGAUGGUUGUAAGUGCUAAACACAGUAUUAUCUUUAUGCAAUUAUGUUUUAAACUCA
Molecule: messenger RNA, 2202 nt
Organism: Solanum stenotomum
Lineage: Eukaryota; Viridiplantae; Streptophyta; Magnoliopsida; Solanales; Solanaceae
Product: ETHYLENE INSENSITIVE 3-like 1 protein
Exons: 2
Coding region: 196-2010 (604 amino acids)
Cellular component (GO): nucleus
Molecular function (GO): DNA-binding transcription factor activity; DNA binding
Source: RefSeq, a predicted model, not a curated record